Messenger RNA from Pseudogymnoascus destructans, 948 nucleotides. It is a transcript of the gene STS1, whose product is annotated as protein DBF8. The transcript is spliced from 2 exons. Gene Ontology annotation, biological process: proteasome localization; nuclear protein quality control by the ubiquitin-proteasome system. Gene Ontology annotation, cellular component: nucleus. The record is from RefSeq and is a predicted model, not a curated record. Lineage: Eukaryota; Fungi; Ascomycota; Leotiomycetes; Thelebolales; Thelebolaceae. The coding region runs from base 1 to 948 and encodes 315 amino acids.
AUGAACAUUUUGCUGCAGCAACAUCCGACUUUCUUUCCCCAUCACCACAACUCCCCGAGACGAUCUCCGUCAAUAUCACCCACCCACCUCUCUCCCAGAAUGUCCGCCCGCAAGCGAAAAGCCGACGAUGACCUAGAUCCUCGAUCUCUCGACGAAGACAUGUCUGUCUCUCCUCUUACGUCUCCCGCAAUAUCAUCCCGCCACAUCGCUCGCCCAUCGAAGAAGAUCAGAAACAACGAAGUCAUAGGCCGACCGCUCGAACUGCCUCGCCUCCUCGAAACCCUCGAUGCGGACUCGCUGAGGAACGUCCUGCAAACAAUAUGCGAACGCCACCCUGAAAUCGGACAGGAAGUCGUUACAUCAGCACCACGCCCAUCUGUUGCAUCUACUAUUGGCGUCCUCGAGCAGUACCAGGAGCGUUUACGACAAGCCUUUCCGUUCGGUGGCAAUACUGGAAGCGAUUACGCAUAUAAUCGCGUUCGAAUCCAACUUACCCAACUGAUUGACGCUAUCAGCGAUUUCGUCCCUCACUACCUUCCUCCACAUGAAACACAAGUCACCACGUCUCUGGACUUUCUCGACAGCGUCACUAACAUAGUCCACCAACUACCCGACUGGGAAAGCUCGAGCCACAACCACCACAAAGAUAAUGCAUACGACGAGAUAUCACGGGCCUGGGCACGGGUCAUAAGCGAAGCAAGCAAGCGUGGAGGAGGGAUCCAACUACAUAACGGAGGGUGGGAUCAGAAACUUCAGAAACACAAUGCCAUGAGUGGCGGGCAGAUGCAGGCAGCUGUCAACGCACUAGGCUCAAAUUUGUACUGUGGCGGAGCGAACGGAUCCUCGAACACGAACAUGAACUCAAGCAAUGAUCCGAAUUCGAUCCGGAACCAGCUCUUCUCAGGCACAUAUGGCACCAACCUUCCAGUGCGUGUGGGACCUUGGUAA